AACAAAGUCUGAGAUGAGGCGACUUACGACGAGCAUGGAGCAUGUCAGUAUAUCAUGUGGUGAUCAUUAUAUAAAAAGUAAUUUCAGAUUUAUGAAAAGUCAGGAAAGACUAUCGAACUUAUAUAUUUUCUUUGGUGUUUGACCUAAUUAUUUUCACGAAAGGAAGUAAAUUUGAAUGACAGGACUCAUCAGGUUACCCGGUUAUAAAACAGAUCACAUGUUUAUCUGUUUUGCAACUGCAAGGUAGAAGCAUGAAAGAUGAAUAGGUGGGAGGAUGUUCAGUUCAGUGUGGUUCUCAGCACAUCUGUGGAAAAUGUGAACUUAUGAGAGUGAUAAUGCAGAAAAUUUUGUGUGAAUCAUAAUGUGAAAUCACAUUCUAAAUUAAUACUUGGAGGAAACACAUGGCAUCAGACGAUUAUUUCUGUAAGUACUGUGCUCUAGAGUCAGAAGGAUUUGAUAAUCCCUAUGCCUACCAGUUAGAUCUUGAGAAAAAGAACUACAAAGAGAUUUUUCCUGAACUCCUUCAUAAGGAUUUCCAUUCCAAGUCUGAAUACAUCUGUGCAAGACAUCGUUUUGGGAUAUCAGUUCACCAUCAAACUACCGUGAAGAGGGGAGAUAAACCGGGAAAUGUUAAUGUUUCAAGCUUCAAAUUAAACAUUGCUAAUCCCAAGGCAAGAGAAGAGAGAAAGAAUUUUGAGGAGAAGAAAGUGCUGAGGCAGGGGUAUGUGAGUCCGAGAUCAGGUAUAUCAAAACCAGUUAUGGACCAAGGAGUAAAACAUGGUGCAGUUUCACAGGAUACAGGAUUUCACAAACUCAGUAAGGGGUCCCAGUGCUGCUGCUGUUCUCAGUAUCACCAUCACACUUUCGAAUCUCCAGAGUUUUACAUACCCAGAGAUGACUUGUGCUCAAGACUCGAGGCAACUCUCACACAAAACCACCGAGAAGUGGACCUAGCCAAUGAAACAUUUCUAAACAUAAGCAAUGCAUUUUGGUAUCCUAGCUUAUGCCUGAAUCAAUUUUCAUCAGAAUUUGUGUACACAAACUUUGAGACAUUAUGGCCUGUGGAGAAUGCGUUGAGAGAUAUUUUACGAGACAGUGUUCAGAACACGGUAUUACGUGCUGCCAUUCCUCAGCUAACAAAGGUUGCCAUAGUUUGUGGACCAAUAGACAUGUUGAAAUCUCUCAUCUCACUGUCAUUAGUCAGACUUGACACCUCAAUAGAAGAAGAGGCGGCGCUCCUUCACUACGCCUGUUUGUUUAGAAGACUGGACAUAAUAAGUUACUUAACUAGUAUAGGAGUCCACGUCAAGCUGAAAGACAAGCAUGGGAAUUAUGCAGAUGCACUAUGCUUUAGUUCCGAAGUAUACAAACAUCUUCCUAAUAAAUACAAGCUCAGUCAUAUCACCUGCCCUACCUCAAAACUUCCCAGUGCUCAGGACAGAAACAUCAUUUUCUCACUGGCAAAGUCACCAAGGUCCCUGUACGAGAUUCAGAAGAAGUUACAGUCGUUUGAAUUCAACGUGAACACAGAGUGUGAUGAAACUGGCAACUUCCUGAUCCAUCUGGUCACUGAAACAGGUCUGUGUCAGCUGCCCCUCAUCUACAGCCUGAUACACAUACAGCAUGCUGACAUUGAGCUCUGCAACUCGGACGGACUGACCCCUCUCAUGAUAGCAGCUAUAGAGGGCGCUAACAUACUCUGUGAUGUCCUUGUCUGUGUGUUUGGAGCGGACACCAACAAGAGCAAUGUUCAGACGGGACGGACAGCCUUACACUACGCUACCCAGUACAAUCAUGUCAACGUCGUCGCGACAUUAAUUAAAAGAGGAGCUGAUUUCAACAAGGAAGAUUAUCGAGGCUUGCGACCUGAUGACCUCAAUGUCGAUAUCUAUCACCAUGAUGACUGUAAGGACAUCAUUACAUCACAUAGGGCACAAAGAAUUCAACAUCUCACUGAUAUUGUGAAAAAUGGGAUGGUGAAGAGAAGUGAUUUGUGGGAGUCUGACAUCACUGUGACAGAUGAAGACAACUUCACACUGUUAAUGUUAGCAGCUGUGUAUAACAGACUUGAAAAUGUAAAAACCAUUCUGGAAGUCAAUACAAGCUCCAUUAAUGCACAGUACUAUCAGCUGAUAGAGAAUCCCUUGAAUGACUUUAAUACUGGCAUGACAGCUUUAAGUAUGGCUGCCAUGAAAGGACAUGCUGAUAUAAUUCACCAUCUUCUGUUGAAAGGAGCAAGCCCCGUGAUCUCAGACAUAAAGCAGUUGUUUCCCCUUCACCAUGCAGUACUACACAACCAGGAGGAAGCUGUGACAGCCAUAUUAGAGUUCUUCCCUAUGUCUUACAAGGGUUUGUUUGAUGCCAUGAAAAUGAGCAAGAAGACACAUAUCCACAAUAUUGUGAAACAAGCUUGGCAGAGGAGACAGGAGGAGCUCGUGAGUAGGUUGUUGUUCGAGUCCUGUGUGUCUGGGAAAGCAGAACAGUUGUACUGUAUCUUAGAGGAGGGUGAUAAUGUAGACCCAAAGAGUGGUGUAGGAAACUGGCCUUUAUACUUAGCUGUAGAACAUGGGCGUUUAGAAAUUGUUAGGUUGCUGUGUCAGAAAGGGGCGGACAUCCGUAAGCGAUACAGCCCCACAGGUUCCACCCUCCUGCACACAGCCGCCCUAAUGGGGCACGUGGAAGUGAUGGACUAUCUUCUGGAGCUCUGCCGGCCCCUAAAGAAGAGCACCGAGCAAUACAAGUUUGGCUAUUUCCAUCGAGGUCUGGAUAUCAACACUGUCAAUAAGGAAAACAAAACGGCUCUCCAGGUGGCAGCGGAGAAAGGAUACAUGAAGAUUGUAAAGUCCCUGCUGUUACAUGGAGCAACUACCUCGGUGUUAGAUGCUAAUGGCGUUCUUUUCUGUCUCCCCGAGUUUGGGGGAGUCUGGCAGGAAAUCAGUGUCCACAGACUUAGGCAUUCCAACCAUAUCUUCAACUUCAUCACGCGGGACUCCAAGAAAAACUUAGCUGCUCUCAUGAAAAUAUGGCUUCCUGGAUUUGACCACAAUCUGCGAGACAAAAAGGGAAACACCCCCCUCAUGGUGGCAUGUCAGGUUGGAGUCCCCGAAAUCAUCUUAUUUUUACUGCAAUCUGCUGUCUACCCACAAUCAUUGUUUGAGGAAGACGAUGCCAUAUCAACCUAUGAUGACAAUGACUCUGGUGUCCAAGACACAGUCCCUCCUUUAGCCAGCAGGAACUCUUACCUCUCAUACAAGGAUGAUGAUUUGCUGAGAAGUUUUGAAUUUUCUCGUGAUUAUGGAAAGGAGGCUUUCAACUACAGAUCAGACAAUGAUAUGCCAACAAGUCCAUUAGAAACGCUUUUGAAUGAUGUGGAAAAGCCAAAAGGACUCAGCAUUUUUCAUGAUGGACUUGUGAGUCAUGUUUGUGCUGUGAAUCCAACCAAUGGCUGCACGGCACUUCAUCUUACUAUUGAGAAGGGAGAUAACUUUAAAAUUGUCUCUCUUCUGGUGAAUGCUGACCCUAGCUGUGUUAACAUGCAGGACAACAAGGGCCUGACCCCACUCCACUACGCCUGUAAGCUGAAACGGAAGAAGAGUGCUGAAGUCUUGUUGAGCGUUGAAGAGAUAGAUGUAAAUCUGCUUUCUCUGAAUGGCAGUCUGGCGGAGGACAUGGCCACGGAUAAAUCUCUAAUAAAACUGAUCCAUCAGUACAGGAAGGGCCAGCCUGUCAGACAAAGAGUUGAACCAAGAGGUGUAGCCUCGUCAACGGUCUCCGACUUCUGUCUGCGGUCAACUCCCAGCACACAGAUGGCAUCUACUGUCAACUUUGAUAAAAUUCAGGGACGAUUCGAAGCUCUGAAAAGGCAGAAAAAAGAUUGAUCGACUUUGAAGGAGAUUCAAGAUUUUGGAAGGUCAUUAUUUUGGUAAUUGUGACAAGAGACUUUUGUCCCAGAUAAUUCACCAGGCAACCGUCUAUAAGGUAACGGUUAAACAAUGAGAUUUGUUCAACUUAAUUCGGUGGGAAUGUUCUGAUGUGAAACUAAGACUUGAUGUGUACACUAGAGGCAAUAUGUGAAAGGGAUUAGUCAGUAUAAUUCACAGGGAGAGUGUUUGAGAUGUUUUACUGAUUAGUCAGUAUAAUUCACAAGGAGAGUGUUUGAGAUGUUUUACUGAUUAGUCAGUAUAAUUCACAGGGAGAGUGUUUGAGAUGUUUUACUGAUUAGUCAGUAUAAUUCACAGGGAGAGUGUUUGAGAUGUUUCACUGAUUAGUCAGUAUAAUUUACUGACCCAGAUUCCUGCUUUCUCAGUGAUGUACGUAUAUCUGUAUUUAUGUAAAAUGGCAAUUUUACCUGUUGUGGUUGUAGAAUUAGUUGUAGUGUUAUGUGUUCUUGUAGAUUGUUUGUGACAAACAAGUGAUUUUCAUGCGUAAGAAAAAUUGCUUCCAAAUUUUGGUAGUCUUCCCUUGCAAAAAUCAUUUAAAUUUUCCAAAACGGUGUCAAAAUUUCCCCAUGAGAAGUGAUUAAAGUUUUAUUUCAAUUUUAGAAAACGAAUUUUGUAACUACUAUUGUGUCAAUAUUGUCUUGAUGAAAGAGAAUAUUAGACAGCAACAGGAUGUUUUCAUCAUUUAUAAAGGUUUUUAAGAAUGCAUUAAAAAAACUAUAGUUACAAAAAAUCAAUAUUAUAUAAUUUUUCUUCACAGAAGAACUCCAAAUAUCCCAAAAUGUUGCUGAUCCCCCCCUCCCAAUCAAUAGGGCAUAGGGUAGCUUUUAAAAUGGGUGAAAAAACUACUGCAAACAGCAGGAGAUGAUGUUUGGCUGAAGUGAAAAAAAGAUUGAUUUUCAACGUCUUUUUUAACAAUAUUUUACUAUCACUGUGUAAAUAAAAACCCUUAAGAUGACAUAAAAUGUUAAUGCAGUCAGGACAUGUGGAGGAGCUUAUGGAAGGAUUGCAAGUUAAGGAGGAAUACUACAUUGUCAUAAUGGCUGACUUCCUUUUAAAAGAUGAAUGAAAAUAUGAAUAUCAGUAAUAUUAAUAUUCCUUUUCUAUUUGAUUGCCUAGCUGGGAAGCUCAGUCAGUUAACAUUUCGACAGCUGAUCUGCAGGUUUGAGUUUAGAAGAGGUUUUAAUUUCUUUACAGAUUACUUUCUACUAAAACUGCAUUUAUUGACUAAAUAAAGUAAAUUUGAAAGUUUUUAAUUUCAAAAUAUUAUUGUUCAUGACCUCCACAUUUCAUCCAUAUUGAAUUUCCCUGGUGUGUUAUAACCUCCUUAAUUCAAUUCUCAGUAAUAGAACACAUCAGCCAUCCACAAGAUUACAACAGUGUGCAAGUAUGGGUUUGCUUAUACAUUUUACAUCUCUUAAUUAUCAAAAAUUGUUUUAAGAAUCCCUUAGUUUUACUAUAAAGCAUCUCUAAAAGAAUGUUUAGAUUGUUUUUUUUUCCUGAUAUCAGUCUCGGUGAUUUAUUUUUUAGAUAUCGGGGGUUGCUAAUGCUACAAAUGUUGUAUGUGUUUCGCAAUACUCACACGUGUAUGUAAAUAUGUCUUCUAUUAGAAAUAGAUGAAGUGUCCUAAAGAAUAUAUGUCAAGUUUUGUUACAAUUUUGUUAAGUAGUGUGUACACAUAGAAAUAAGCUCCUCGCUCAACUUACCCUGCUUUUUAUUUUAAUACAAAGACGGCCAGUUUGUUGUACCACGUGAUAAGUCAAACUGCUUAUCACAUUGAUCAUGUUCGUAUAUUUUUUACUAUGCUGUAUGUAUGUAAAUUUUAUGUACCGGAAACGAAAUUUUAUCUAUAUGUACCUGUAUUGGUGAAUUUCUAUUGAUAUGAACCAGUUCCCUACAAAUUGAUAUUCACAUUUUUGCGACCAUUAUGCUAGGGUCUAUCUUGAUAGUGACGUAGAUGUACAGUGUAUGUUCAGGGUAAGGGAUGGCCGUGGAUUAUGCAAUUAUAUCUUCCAGAUUAAAUUUUGCUUUAAAUUAUAAUUUUUCUGUAAUUUUAACACUUGUAUUUCAUUUAGUAAGUCUGCAAUUAGUUGUAUCAUAUAUAUCAGGUAAUUGGCAGAUGAUGAAAAUCAGCCAAAAAUGAAAUUUUAAACCUUUCCAUACAUUUUAAAUUUUAAACAGUUGUUAUUGCAUGAAAUGAAAAUAAUCAGAAAAUAUAUUUCCAAUGUUUUUGCCUUUGAUAUCUUAACAAUUGAAAUGAUAACCAUUUCCACAUGACUGUGAACAAUGUGCGUAUGAAUCUUGGUAGAUAUAGUACGUCUAUUUCAAUGACUAGGAAUUCUGACAGAAAUGAAAGUAAAAUGUAAAUAUUGAAAGUAAAUUUCAUUUUUUUUUAAAAAACAUAAGGGCAUGAACUGCGACAUUUUACGCCAUCAUACUUCAUUAAGCGUGUUGCUCUUUACAAAAAAAAAGCACCAAUGUGUUCAACUACAUUUUGAAGAAUAAUUGCCUAACUUUGAAAACACCCAAUGUGCGGCAAUUAAAGAAUGUGUAAGUAGCAUAUUUCUGAACUACAAUAAGCAUUACAAAAUUCUAAAGCACACAAAUUUACACAUGUUAAUCAUCACACAACGAACGAGAAGGUUGUUUAAAUGAAAUAUCGGUACUAAAUAUUCAAGUUUGUCUAUCAUAGUGCUACAUGGUAUUUAUACAAUUAGAAUUACAAUUGGUGAGUCCUAGUGACAUUUUGAUUCAUGUCCCUGCAUUACAGUAUAAACUUGGCUGUAUGACAGGUCUGUAAUAAGAUGAUUGUAUUGUUUCAGGAUAUUUUGGAUGUUUUUGACAAUUGACUCACUUAUGAGAGUCAUCUAUUUUACUUGAACCAUGCCAUCCAUUUCAGAUCAAGAUUGUAUUACAUUUUGCUUCUCUUCUGAUCCGGUUUUCUAGAUAUGAAUAGGUUAUAUAUAUAUUUACAUUUUCCAUGUUUUUGCCUUUGAUAUAUUUAUAUUGUAAUGAUAGCCAUUUCCUCAUGAAUUCGCUGCAACCAUAAACAAUGUGUGCAUAAAUCUUGAUAAAUAUAUUGCGUCUGUUUUAACGACAGGGAAUUCCGACAGACAUGAAAGUAGAACUUAAAUAUAAGAAAUAAACUUUACUUUUGAAAAUGCAUGAGGGAGUGAAAUGCAGCGCUUUACGUCAGCAAAUGUUCGCUUCGUGAACUACGUCGAUGUGACGCAUCGUAGUGCAUACCCUCAUGCAUUUUCCAAACCAAAAUUUAUUUCUUGAAUACAGGUAUCCGUCUUGUUUUAAUCCAUACUAAGAGAAAAACAUUCCACAUUUUAUCAGCUUUGUUCUUAUUUCCCCCACUUGUACUGAUUAAGAGUUACUAGUAUAUUACCCUGUCGUUUAUUUUUGGAUUUUUGAGCAUUGAUCUUAAUUUUUUUUAAUACAAUCCACACUUUGAUCGGUUGAGGGGACGAAUCCUUUGGCAGUAGGGCAUUGUGUUUUAGACCAAAAUCUAAAUUACAGAGUAGGAUAUAAUAGUACGCAAUUGUAGAGUCAGAUUAAUGCCUCAUAAUACCGAAAUGUCGAUAGAAAUUUAGUCAUGAAUGUGUCGGGUUUGUAAUCCCAAGUGAAAUAUCAAUGUGAUACCCCCACCACCUCACCCCAACAAAUACAGCUGUAUGUGAUUGUCUAUUUAUUCUUUAUUUUAAAAGAGAUUUGAAUGCCAAGAUUUUUAAACGUGUAUGAUUGUCUGUGUACUUUCUCUAAUGUAUUUUAAUAUUUUUAACACUAAACAUUAAUUAUUUUUUUGUCAUGGAUUAUAAUGAUUUUGAGGAGUCUUUUGAGCAGCUGAUUAUUUACUAUUGUCAGUGCAUAAUAAAUAGCACGUGUUCCAAUUCAAGCUAGGAGUAUGUACUCUUUUAAGUGGCGAUGUUUGAUGAGUGCACAACUAGUACAGUUGUAAUGUUAUACUAGUUGUAAGUGUUUGUUAUAGGUAUUUAUGGUCAACAAAGAUUAAUAUAAUUGAUAUUUCAGUUUUUAUAUUUUAUUACUCGUUUUAUCUUUCAGUUGUUAUGGGAAAUUAACAGAAUGUAUUUGAUGUAUUUGUUCAUGUUGAAGUUUCAGCGUAAUAAAAUCAUUAUGUUAUAAAUGUG
This is a messenger RNA of Ostrea edulis (European flat oyster), 8092 nucleotides long. RefSeq names its product serine/threonine-protein phosphatase 6 regulatory ankyrin repeat subunit B-like. The coding region runs from base 402 to 3878 and encodes 1158 amino acids. Gene Ontology annotation, molecular function: protein binding. Lineage: Eukaryota; Metazoa; Mollusca; Bivalvia; Ostreida; Ostreidae. The record is from RefSeq and is a predicted model, not a curated record. The transcript is spliced from 24 exons.